AUGGAGGAAUCCAGCACAGCAUCCAUGGGCGACAUCACUGAUGUGGGUCUCGAACAAGCUCGCGUCUUUUUGGAACAGAACACGGUGCCUAACGGAUUUAUUUAUCUUGUAAAUGGCAGACGUUGGGAUGGGCCAUGCGUUUUCCAGUCUUUCCAGACAUCGGAGAACUUUUGGUCUCCAGAACGAUUUUGUGCGAAACCGACGGAAAUUUACAGCGCUCCUCAAUCCACCAUCGUACUGGCAACGUCAUUUCGGCAACUUAAUCCUUUGACGCAAUUCUUCAAGUCGUCUGACAAUGAGUCGACAUUUCUCCUAGGAGAGGGUACCUUCAGGUGUCAAUGGAUUUAUUCGACACUUAACCGAAAUCGCUUAUGCAAAAGCUUAAAGGAACUACCUCAAAACACCAAAGAACAGGUGUUGUAAAUUUUACAAGGUGGCCAGGGAGUGCCUCACUUUGAUGUGAAAAUUUUUUCGCCAGGUAUUUCUAGUUUCUUUCACUGGGCUUUUGGUGUCAUAGAACCAGAUUGCGGGGCCAUUGAAGUUGACUCUGAAACAUCACAUCUCUUCAUCCCUAAAUAUCCAGAGGCUUAUGCAGUAUGGAUGGGAAAGAUAUUUGAUUGUGAACAUUAUAAGCAAAAGUAUGGAGUUGAUCAUAUGGGAAUUAUUCUAGAAAAUGCUAAAGCAGAAAUGGUGCCUCACAUUAGUAAGUCUUGAAAAUCCAGUUUAAUUUAACAAAAUUAUAAAUCUGUUGCAAAUGAACUUUAGAAAGGAAUGAACACGGAUAGUAAACUAUGGACCCGUGAAGCCGUAUUUGAAGGAAUGAGCAAGUUCAAGAUCGAUAAUGAGCUGCCAGUCCUAUUUGCUUGUUUCAUUAAUCGCGUGGAUCAAGACCCCUAUGGAACUGAUGUUUUGCGCUAUGCUAAUAAGAUUUCUUCUGCCGCCCACGUUGCUGUCAUGAAGGCUGUACGUCCAGGAAUGAAGGAGUAUCAAUGCGAAUCCGUUUUCCUUCAUCACGCCUAUUUUCAUGGUGGACGCCGGCACGUCUCAUAUACCCGCAUAUGCGAUCGUGGGGAAAAUGGACGCAUACUUCACUACGGCCAUGCCGGAGCCCCAAACGACAAGGCCAUUCGCGAUGGCGACAUGUGCCUGUUUGAUAUGGGAGCAGAGUACUACUGUUUUGCUUCUGAUAUCACUUGUUCAUCGGCCAAUGGGAAAUUCUUACAAAAACGCCAAAAAGGAAUCUACAAUGCUGUACUGGAAGCGAGUCGGGCUGUAAUUCUGGUAUUAAACCUGUGUCAUUGGAUUGAUAUGCAUUUGCUGGCCACGAGUGAUGUUGGCGUGAAUUUGAAGGAGUACGGGGUUUCAAACGGAGAUGUCGACGACAUGAUCCGAAGCAUCUUCAACCCUCACGGUCUUGGUCAUUGGUAUCGGUCCUUGGACGUUCAUGAUGUUGGUGGAUAUCUGGAGGGCCAUCCUGCUCAACCAGAGAAAGCUGGCUUAAAAAGUUUCUUAUGAACUGCACGCGUUCUUCAGCCAGGAAUGUAUUGACUGGUUGAACCUGGAUGUUACUUCAUCGACAAAUUGUUGGAUCUAUUAGAAGAUCAAGAGCUUCUGAAGCUCUUGAUUAGAGACGUCGUAGAUGAACAUAGACUUGAUGGAGUUCGUAUUGAUGACGAUAUCGUCGUCACUGUGACGGGAGUCGAAGUAAUGACUGAAGUCCCAAGGCGGUGGCGCACAUCCUGA
This is a messenger RNA of Daphnia magna, 1743 nucleotides long. Its product is annotated as xaa-Pro dipeptidase. Gene Ontology annotation, molecular function: manganese ion binding; metalloaminopeptidase activity. The record is from RefSeq and is a predicted model, not a curated record. Lineage: Eukaryota; Metazoa; Arthropoda; Branchiopoda; Diplostraca; Daphniidae.